This is a messenger RNA of Juglans regia (Persian walnut), 2754 nucleotides long. Its product is annotated as protein STRUBBELIG-RECEPTOR FAMILY 5-like. The coding region runs from base 311 to 2464 and encodes 717 amino acids. Gene Ontology annotation, biological process: protein phosphorylation. The record is from RefSeq and is a predicted model, not a curated record. Lineage: Eukaryota; Viridiplantae; Streptophyta; Magnoliopsida; Fagales; Juglandaceae. Gene Ontology annotation, molecular function: protein binding; ATP binding; protein kinase activity. The transcript has 16 exons.
UACAGUGUUAGAAAGAGAGAGAAAAAAGUGUCCGGAAAACGUUGGGAGGCUCUCAAUCUCUCCUCACCUUCCGCUCUAACUGUUGCGAUGGCACUCCCUCAUUCUCAACCAUUUUUAGCUGUCAAUGUAUUGCUUCUUCUUCCUCCUCCGCCUAAUUUUAGUCACUACAGCCAACCCAAAAAACCCACCAAAUUACCUUUAACAAAUUAUCAUUGGAGCUGUUUAUUCAACGAUGAUUUUUAGUCAUCUUCAUCCUUAAAUCUUCUGGGGUUCUUCACUCAAUUAUUUAAGUUGAAAGAAAACAUAUUUCAUGUUUUCUCUUUCUGGGUAUCUGAUCCCUUUUUGUGUGGGAAAGAUGCACCAGAAAAACGUUGUUAGUUUGUGGUUUGUUUUCUUUGGGGUCCUGACCUCUCCGGUUCAUUCCAAGACAAAAUCCCCGGAUGUCUCUGCCCUCAAUGUGAUGUAUAGCAGCUUAAAUUCUCCUUCAGAACUGAGUGGCUGGAAAUCGAGCGGGGGUGACCCUUGUGGUGACUCCUGGGAAGGGAUCAAAUGUUCAGGCUCAUCUGUAACUGAAAUAAACUUAUCUGGCCUUGGACUCACCGGAUCAAUGGGCUAUCAGCUAUCAAGCUUGACAUCCGUCACUCAGUUCGAUUUAAGUGACAACAACCUCAAGGGUGAGAUACCAUAUCAGCUCCCUCCUAACGUAGCUCACAUAGAUCUUUCUCAUAAUGGCUUCAGUGGUGGUGUACCAUAUUCGAUUUCUCAGAUGACUGAUCUUGAAUACCUAAAUCUUGGUCAUAAUCAGCUGAAUAACCAGUUGAGUGAUAUGUUUGGAAAACUUUCAAAGCUGAAAGAGCUGGAUCUUUCCUACAACUCACUGUCAGGAAAUUUGCCUCAAAGUUUCCAAUCUCUCUCAAGCCUCAAAAAAUUGAAUUUGGAAAAUAAUCAAUUCAGUGGUCCAAUUAAUGUCUUAGCCGAUCUUCCCCUCAAGGAUUUGAAUGUCGAAAACAACCAGUUUACUGGCUGGAUUCCUGAGGAACUCGAGGAUAUAGACUCAGAAACUGGAGGCAAUUCCUGGUCAUCUGGGCCUGCUCCUCCUCCUCCUCCUGGUGCAAAGCAUCAUGCUAAUCAACACUCAACUAAAAAUAAUGAUGGGAAAUCUGUCAAGAGUGGAGUGGCAAUAGCUGGAAUAGCUUUGGGCGUACUGGUAGUAAUCGGGAUUCUAAUUGCUCUAUUUUCAAGAAGAAAGUCCCCUCCUCCUUCUCAUUUCCUUGAUGAAGAGAGGAUUAGCCAGCGUAGAUCCUUUACCCCCCUUGCAUCUCGGGAAUUAUCUCAGGACUUGCAUACAGGAAUAUGCAAAGACUUCAAAGAUAAUAGCAGAUCAUUGGAUUCAUCUGCUUCAAUCGAUAUAAAGUCCUUGCAGAAUUCUUCAUCAAGCUGUCUUAAGCAUGCACCUUCAGAUUUUAAGCAAUCUUAUGAUGACAAUGAGUUUGCAAACCGUCUAAAUGCAAGACGAAGCACCUCUGUUCGAGCUAUCUCUUACUCUUUGGCAGAUUUACAGCUCGCUACUGGUAAUUUUGCGACAGGCCGGCUUCUUGGUGAGGGGUCUAUUGGGCGUGUUUAUCGGGCUAAAUAUGCUGAUGGGAAGGUUUUAGCUGUGAAAAAGAUUGACUCCUCACUUUUCCAAGGAGGACGAGUGGAAGAAUUUGUUCAAAUUGUGUCAAACAUCUCCAGGCUUCACCAUUCAAAUAUUGCUGAGCUUAUCGGUCACUGUUCAGAACAGGGGCAUAACAUGUUAGUUUAUGAGUAUUUCAGGAAUGGCUCACUUCAUGAGUUCUUACACAUGUCAGAUGACUACAGCAAGCCACUAACUUGGAACACAAGAAUAAGAAUCGCAUUGGGCACAGCCCGAGCUGUUGAGUACCUCCAUGAGGUCUGUUCUCCAUCGUCUGUUCAUAAGAACAUUAAGUCAUCUAAUAUUUUGUUUGAUGCUGAACUCAAUCCCCAUCUCUCUGACUGUGGUUUGGCAACCUUUCAUCAGCGUACUAGCCAAAACCUUGGGGUAGGAUAUAAUGCUCCAGAGUGCACAAAACCUUCGGCCUACACAGUGAGAAGUGAUGUUUAUAGUUUUGGGGUGGUCAUGUUGGAAUUAUUGACAGGGCGGAUGCCUUUGGACAGUUCAAAACCAAAACCCGAGCAAUGCCUUGUACGAUGGGCCACCCCGCAGCUUCACGACAUCGAUGCAUUGGGAAAAAUGGUUGACCCAGCCCUGCGCGGACUGUACCCUCCCAAGUCACUCUCCAGAUUUGCUGAUAUUAUUGCCCUCUGUGUUCAGUUGGAGCCCGAAUUUCGGCCACCGAUGUCUGAGGUGGUGCAGUCAUUGAUGCGGUUAGUCCAGCGGUCAAGUUUUAACUAUAGAGAUGACUUUGGUGGUUCUCGUCGGAUGGAUGACCAUGACUAUUAGUGAUUUAUGCUCCGAGAUUGUAUAUAUAUACAUUCCAUGUGAGAUUGUUCCGAAUUAAGGAGAGUUAUUUCCAUUUUCCUUUAUUUUUUUCCAACUCUUGCAGUAAACUUGUUUCUUUUAAGAAAGCAGAAUGAGCGGUCUAUGAAGUCAAUCUAUAGAAGGGUUAGUACGAGCUGCUUCUGAAGUUAAAUGAGGGACAUGGUGGAAAUUGAAAGAGUUACCCUUAAAGCCAUGUCACAUGGGAUUCUUUCUUUUUAUAACUGGUUUUCUCAUUUCUGAAGAUUAGAAGA